CCUAUCUGUUAUUCAUAUAAUCGUUGUUGCUCAUCAUUUCAUCACAAGAUUUAGUUGCGUAUUUUUUCGAAGCUGAUAUUUUGAUUUUUUUUCCUAGAAAUUCUUGCGAUAUAAUUUGAAAAAAUAACAAUGGCUCGACGUGGACGUUCAUCACUAUCAUCAUCACCAACACGAUCAUCGUUUGGUCCAGCUCGGCCAAGUCAACCACGAAUGGCCGCAUCAAGACCAAUGUCACCUCCUGCUCCAUCACAAUCACUUCCAAUGCGGCAACAAUCUGCCGCUGUAGCACCUGCUCAAGCACCAUCACAAGGCCCAGGACUUCUUGGACAAAUGGCCGCAACUGCUGGUGGUGUAGCUAUUGGAUCGGCAGUUGGACAUACCAUUGGUCAUGCAAUUACUGGAUCGGGAGGUGGACAAAGUGCGGAAACACAGGCACCAGCACAAGUUCCAGCUCAAUCACAAUAUGGAUCUGAACAGCAACAACAACAACAAUCACCAUGUCAAUUUGAAUUGAAACAAUUUUUAGAUUGUACACAAAAUUAUGAUCUUACCCUUUGUGAAGGUUUCAAUGAAGCUUUGAAACAAUGUCGUUUGCAAUAUCCAUCAGCACGCAUAUGAUUAUUAUUAGCUUAGAUUAAUACCAAAAAAUAUGUUUAAAAUUUAAAGAAAAUAAAUUCUUAUUGUUUA
Dermatophagoides farinae (American house dust mite) is the source of this 687-nucleotide messenger RNA. RefSeq lists its product as uncharacterized. Gene Ontology annotation, cellular component: mitochondrion; nucleus. Gene Ontology annotation, biological process: mitochondrion organization. The record is from RefSeq and is a predicted model, not a curated record. NCBI's taxonomy places the organism in Eukaryota, Metazoa, Arthropoda, Arachnida, Sarcoptiformes, Pyroglyphidae.